This is a messenger RNA of Vigna radiata var. radiata (mung bean), 998 nucleotides long. Its product is annotated as glutathione S-transferase DHAR2. Bases 106 to 747 code for a protein of 213 amino acids. Gene Ontology annotation, molecular function: glutathione dehydrogenase (ascorbate) activity. Gene Ontology annotation, biological process: protein glutathionylation; cellular oxidant detoxification; ascorbate glutathione cycle. The transcript is spliced from 6 exons. Lineage: Eukaryota; Viridiplantae; Streptophyta; Magnoliopsida; Fabales; Fabaceae. The record is from RefSeq and is a predicted model, not a curated record.
GAUAAAGGUACUAAGUGAAGCAGAUCGUGAACCGAGUAGGAUUCCCCUGGUUUCUGGUUUCUUCUUUUUUCCUCUGUUUCUCUUACAUUUGAUCGUCCAUCGGAAAUGGCUCUUGAGGUUGCUGUCAAGGCUGCUGCUGGUGCUCCAGAUGUUCUUGGAGACUGUCCAUUUUGCCAAAGGGUCCUUUUAACUUUAGAGGAGAAGAAGAUUCCCUACAAGCUCCACCUAAUUGAUCUCAGUAACAAACCCGAAUGGUUUUUGGGUGUGAAUCCUGAAGGAAAGGUGCCAGUGGCUCUUUUUGAUGGAAAAUGGGUGCCUGAUUCUGAUGUAAUUGUGGGGAUUCUCCAAGAAAAGUACCCAGAAAUCUCUCUCGUUACUCCUCCUGAAUAUGCCACCGUGGGAUCAAAGAUAUUUGGGUCUUUUGUGAGUUUUCUUAAGAGCAAGGAUCCGAAUGAUGGAACAGAGCAAGCGUUGCUGGCUGAAUUGAGUGCUCUGGAUGAACAUCUUAAGGCCCAUGGUCCAUAUGUUGCUGGGGAGAAAGUCACUGCUGUUGACCUGAGUUUGGCACCAAAACUGUACCAUCUCGUGGUCGUACUUGGCCACUUCAAGAAAUGGAGUGUUCCAGAAAGUUUGUCACAUGUCCACAUCUACACUAAGCUGCUCUUCUCCCGUGAGUCAUUUGAGAAAACCAAGCCUCCAAAGGAAGAGUUUGUUAUUGCUGGAUGGGCACCAAAAGUGAAUGCUUGAAGUAGUUCUAAAUUAUGAGGAAUCUGAACAUCAUUUGUGUACUGUUGUGACUGAAACUAGUAAGAAUAGGAUGUUCAACUCAUCAAGUUUAAGAAUGUGUUGUUCACCUAUUAAAUAAUGAUAUUAAUAAAUAUGUAGUUUGCUGGUGUGCACAUUUUGAAUUUCAAAGUUAUAUACACUUUAUUUCUUCAUCAAUUGAUUAUUAAAUCACUAGGUGUGAUGUUAUGAUUAAUGAGAUGCCCUUCUGUUUA